AUGAUGAUGGACCUUUUUGAAACUGGCUCCUAUUUCUUCUACUUGGAUGGGGAAAACGUUACUCUGCAGCCUUUAGAAGUGGCAGAGGGCUCUCCUUUGUAUCCAGGGAGUGAUGGGACCCUGUCCCCCUGCCAGGACCAAAUACCCCCGGAAGCCGGGAGCGACAGCAGCGGGGAGGAACACGUACUGGCGCCCCCCGGCCUGCAGCCUCCCCACUGCCCCGGCCAAUGUCUGAUAUGGGCUUGUAAGACCUGCAAGAGAAAAUCUGCCCCCACCGACCGGCGGAAAGCUGCCACCCUGCGGGAGAGGCGGCGGCUCAAGAAAAUCAACGAGGCCUUCGAGGCCCUAAAGCGGAGGACUGUGGCCAACCCCAACCAGAGGCUGCCCAAGGUGGAGAUUCUACGGAGCGCCAUCAGCUACAUUGAGCGGCUGCAGGACCUGCUGCACAGACUGGACCAGCAGGAGAAGAUGCAGGAGCUAGGGGUGGACCCCUUCAGCUACAGACCCAAGCAGGAAAUUCUUGAGGGCGCGGAUUUCCUGCGCACCUGCAGCUCCCAGUGGCCAAGUGUUUCGGAUCAUUCCAGGGGGCUCGUGAUAACGGCUAAAGAAGGAGGAACAAGCGUGGACUCAUCUGCCUCGAGUAGCCUCCGAUGCCUCUCUUCUAUCGUGGACAGCAUUUCCUCCGAGGAGCGCAAACUCCCCUGCGUGGAGGAGGUGGUGGAGAAGUAA
Lepus europaeus (European hare) is the source of this 729-nucleotide messenger RNA. It is a transcript of the gene MYF6, whose product is annotated as myogenic factor 6. The transcript is spliced from 3 exons. Gene Ontology annotation, biological process: muscle organ development; positive regulation of myoblast differentiation; regulation of transcription by RNA polymerase II. The record is from RefSeq and is a predicted model, not a curated record. Gene Ontology annotation, molecular function: protein dimerization activity; DNA-binding transcription factor activity, RNA polymerase II-specific; RNA polymerase II cis-regulatory region sequence-specific DNA binding. NCBI's taxonomy places the organism in Eukaryota, Metazoa, Chordata, Mammalia, Lagomorpha, Leporidae. Bases 1 to 729 code for a protein of 242 amino acids.